Eleginops maclovinus (Patagonian blennie) is the source of this 1894-nucleotide messenger RNA. RefSeq names its product properdin-like. Bases 98 to 1795 code for a protein of 565 amino acids. NCBI's taxonomy places the organism in Eukaryota, Metazoa, Chordata, Actinopteri, Perciformes, Eleginopidae. The transcript is spliced from 10 exons. The record is from RefSeq and is a predicted model, not a curated record.
ACAGUUCCCGCUCACACACACACACACACACACACUCAGGGUCGGGGGAGGUCCCUGCAAAGACAGAAGCGAGCCUCAGAGAGCAGACGGGAACAGGAUGGAGGUUCUGAAGGUUCUGCUGGUUCUGGUUCCUCUGCUGCAGUGCUCAGAGUGUGUGCGGUGUUUCACUCGCUUUGACCUGGCUCUGGCUCGCUGUGAUGAAGAGCUCGGUGAGGUCGAGGAAGACGACUGCUGUAUGAACCCUGAUAACGGUUUCCAAGUGACGGGAGGAGUGUGUCAGUCCUGUAGCCCUCCGGUCUGGUCCCCCUGGUCUCCCUGGUCUGAGUGUACGGUGCUCUGCGGGGAGGGCGUGACGAUGAGGAGCAGGAAGUGUUUCGGGAUCGGAGAGUGUGAGGGCGCUGCGGACAAACUGCAGACUAAACCCUGCAACAACACCUGCUGUAACGGUGAGGGGUGGGGUCCCUGGCUCUCCUGGUCCUCCUGCUCAGUUACCUGUGCAGGUGGAGGAGUGAGGAGGAGAGAGAGAGAGUGUUCUGCUCCCCCUCAGUGUCUCUCGGCCUGCAGCGGGGCUUCAGAGGAGACAGAGGCGUGUCCACCCCUCAGCGCCUGCCCAGUUCCCGGUGGGUGGUCCCGCUGGUCCGACUGGGGUCUAUGUUCUGCUUCCUGCAUCGACGAAAAGCUGGGCGUCGCCAUGCCGACCAGACAGCGCCAUCGCUUCUGCUCUAGCCCCGCCCCCUCCAGUGACACCAUCCCCCCCGGCCCCGCCUGCCCCGGAGAACGCCUGCAGAGCCAGACCUGCAGCCACCUGCCCAACUGUGCAGUGGAUGGCGGCUGGGGGGCGUGGUCUCAACCCAGGCCGUGCUCCAUCUCCUGUGGGGAGGGACUCCAGCUGUCAAUCCGGAGGUGUGACAGCCCCGCCCCCAAAUAUGGAGGCCGACUCUGCGAUGGACCGAGCGCCAAGAGCAGCGUCUGUCAGACUCCCUGUCCAGUGGACGGGUUCUGGUCCGGUUGGUCGGUUUGGGGUGAGUGUUCGUCUUCCUGUAUCCCAGAAGGCCCAGCGCCCGUCAGGGCUCGCCACCGCUUCUGCUCUAACCCCGCCCCCUCAUCCAGUCCGCCCGGCAACAGCUGCCCUGGAGACGGCACGGAGACGGAGACCUGCAACCACCUGCCUCACUGCGCAGUGGACGGAGGUUGGGGGUCAUGGUCCGCCUUCUCUUCCUGUCCUGUUACCUGUGGGGUGGGGCUCCAGGUGUCCGUCAGAAGGUGUGAUAGCCCCGCCCCCAAACACGGGGGACAGCCCUGUGCUGGGGAGGGACGUCGAACCAGCGUCUGCAACACCAACGUCCACUGCCCAGUGGACGGGGUGUGGUCCCAGUGGUCGGAGUGGGCUCCUUGUCGGUAUCCGUUCAGGGGGAAGGACAUCCACUGUCAGAAGAUCGGGGGGAGUCAGAGCCGGGAGAGGAGCUGUCUCCAUCGAGCCCACAAAGGCACCAUCUGCAGCGGGGAGGCUCUGACCGAGACCAGGGUCUGCUACGACGUGGACAAGUGUUACUUGAAGGGCACCUGGGACGGCUGGGACCAGUGGAGUCUGUGCUCCCCGGCCUGUGGAGAAAGAUCCCAACGCUUCAGGAUGAGAGCCUGCAAACCGGACUACAGCAAAUACAGUCCUACCAUUGGUCGUCAGAGGGAGGAGGCGACCUUUUUCGGGAAGCCGCUGGGCGACUGCGGCCCGACGCCCGAUGGAGGGAGCAAGUUUGAGGUUCAGCCCUGCCUCAACGUCCCCCCCUGCACCUGAAACCUGCGACACGAUGACUUCAACAACUACAAUAAAUAUUAAUGACCGAUAAUGUAAACCAAUUAAAGACAAAAAUAAAAAGAAUGGAUUUAAAACAGA